This is a messenger RNA of Molossus molossus (Pallas's mastiff bat), 851 nucleotides long. Its product is annotated as hypoxanthine-guanine phosphoribosyltransferase-like. The transcript has a single exon. Lineage: Eukaryota; Metazoa; Chordata; Mammalia; Chiroptera; Molossidae. The record is from RefSeq and is a predicted model, not a curated record. Gene Ontology annotation, biological process: GMP salvage; IMP salvage; hypoxanthine metabolic process. Bases 1 to 666 code for a protein of 221 amino acids. Gene Ontology annotation, molecular function: hypoxanthine phosphoribosyltransferase activity; magnesium ion binding.
AUGGCGACUUGCAGCCCCAGCGUAGUGAUUACUGAUGAUGAACCAGAUUAUGACCUAGAUUUAUUUUGUGUACCUAAUCAUUAUGCUGAGGAUUUGGAAAAGGUGUUUAUUCCUCAUGGACUAAUUAUGGCCAGGACCAAACAGCUUGCUCAAGAUGUGAUGAAGGAGAUGGGAGGCCAUCACAUUGUAGCUCUCUGUGUGCUCAAGGGAGGGUAUAAAUUUUUUGCUGACCUGCUGGAUUACAUCAAAGCACUGAACAGAAAUAGUGAUAGAUCUAUUCCUAUGACUGUAGAUUUUAUCGGACUGAAGAGCUACUGUAAUGACCAAUCAACAGGGGACAUAAAAGUAAUUGGUGGAGAUGAUCUCUCAACUUUAACUGGAAAGAAUGUCUUGAUUGUUGAAGAUAUAAUUGACACUGGCAAAACAAUGCAAACCUUGCUUUUCUUGGUCAAGCAGCAUAAUCUGCAUAAUACGAAGAUGGUCAAGGUCGCAAGCUUGCUGGUAAAAAGGACCCCUCGAAGUGUUGGAUAUAGACCAGACUUUGUUGGAUUUGAAAUUCCAGACAAGUUUGUUGUAGGAAAUGCCCUUGACUAUAAUGAAUACUUCAGGGACUUGAAUCAUGUUUGUGUUAUUAGUGAAACUGGAAAAGCAAAAUACAAAGCCUAAGAUGAGAGUUCAAGUUGCGUUUGGGAACAUCUGGAGUCCUAUUGAAAUCAUCAGUAAAGUUAUCAAAUGUUCUAGUUCUGUGGCUGGCUGCUUAGUAGAGCUUAUUGCAUGUAUAUUCUAAGAAUUUUAUCUGUUUUGUAUUUUUGAAAUGUCAGUUGCUGCAUUCCUGAACUCUUUAUUUGCAC